AUGGAGGAUCUCAAAAAUAAACAAUGGGUUGUACCAGCUAUUCGACAUAUUCACGAGUUGUUAAAACAAAAUGAUUAUCCAACAUUUAAACGCAAUGAUAUGAAUCUGAUAUCGUUAUUAGUUGAUGGAAACGAUUUAAUAUUAUAUUUAAUUCAAAGUUUAACAACAUGUCAACAAGAUGUAUGGGAAAAAACUGAAGGUGAAGUGAAAAUUGAUACAUUGGUUGACGGACGUUUUACUUAUGAAGAAUCAAUCAAAUCACAUCUAGAUUUAUUAUCGUUUUUAUUAAAAAAAGGCAACAUGUUUUUGAUAUUGCGCCGUGCAGAAGAACUGUGGGAUGUACUGGUAACUCAUGAAAAAUGGUCACCGUUUACUCGUGAAAUUGGUUUAGAUUGGUUUAUUGGAAAUGUUGACGAACUUAAUGCGGAAACUCGAAUGGCAUUAUUCAAAAAUCGUAUAUCAAAAUUCAAUUUCAACAAAAGUUAUCAAUGUUACAAAUUAUAUUUUGAGCAUUGUGAAAUAAAAUAUCGUCAAAGCAAUGCAUAUUCAAUUACAGGGAAGAUUGAUUCGACUAAACUUGAAAACGCACGUUUACGAGCUAGACUAGCACAAUUAGAAGAAGAAAAUUCGCAGUUGAAAGUAAAUACCGAACUAAAUUAUUAAAAAACUAUGAAAAAGUCUUUGCUUCUCUAAAUAUAACAAACUUUUUACUAUGUAUUUCUAGUCAAGAUGAAAAUCUUUAUUGUUGCUUACUCAUUCUUUUAAUAUUCUAGAUAGUUUUCACU
Messenger RNA from Didymodactylos carnosus, 785 nucleotides. The record is from the annotation of a GenBank genome assembly. NCBI's taxonomy places the organism in Eukaryota, Metazoa, Rotifera, Eurotatoria, Philodinida, Philodinidae.